AUGAGCAAUACGGAUUUCCUAAGCCGAGCCAUCGACACGGUCAAAAAGGCCAUCGAACAUGAUAAUGCCGGCGAAUAUGAGAAGGCUUAUCAGACGUACUACUCCGCACUGGAGUUGUUCAUGCUCGCACUCAAGUGGGAGAAGAAUCCCAAGUCCAAGGAGAUGAUCAGGUCGAAGGCAGCGGAAUACAUGGACCGCGCAGAGAAGUUGAAGAACCAUUUAGCGAAUAGCGACAAAAAGAAACCCAGCGCUGUUGGCGCGAAUGGGAAAGUGGCAAAUGGGAGCGGAAAAAGUGGAAAGGACGACGACGAAAGUGAAGACGCAGAGGCCAAGAAGCUACGAGGUGCUUUACAAGGGGCGAUCUUAUCUGAGAAGCCUAAUGUUAAAUGGGAGGAUGUCGCUGGUUUAGAAAACGCCAAAGAUGCCCUGAAAGAAGCCGUUAUAUUGCCAAUCAAGUUUCCUCAUUUAUUCACCGGUAAGCGACAGCCGUGGAAAGGUAUAUUGUUGUAUGGUCCUCCAGGAACAGGAAAGUCGUACCUUGCCAAAGCAGUUGCUACGGAAGCAAAUAGCACAUUCUUCAGCGUUAGCAGUAGCGACUUGGUUUCCAAAUGGAUGGGAGAAAGUGAGAGACUUGUCAAGCAAUUAUUCAACAUGGCCCGAGAAAACAAGCCCGCAAUUAUCUUCAUCGAUGAAGUCGAUGCCUUAUGUGGACCACGUGGAGAAGGCGAAUCAGAAGCGUCUCGGAGAAUAAAGACUGAGCUUUUGGUUCAAAUGGACGGAGUUGGCAAAGACUCCAAAGGAGUAUUGAUUCUAGGAGCAACAAACAUCCCGUGGCAAUUAGAUGCCGCCAUCCGAAGACGAUUCCAACGCAGGAUUCACAUCAGUUUACCUGAUAUAAAUGCACGGAAAAAAAUGUUUAUGUUGGCAGUGGGAUCUACGCCUUGUAACCUGACACAAGCCGACUACAAGCACUUGGCAGAGAUCAGCGCAGAGUAUUCGGGCAGUGAUAUUAGCAUAGCUGUCCAGGAUGCUUUGAUGCAACCAAUUCGAAAAAUCCAAACAGCUACACAUUAUAAAAAGGUUGUGGUUGAUGAUGUUGAAAAGCUCACCCCCUGCUCACCGGGCGAUAAUGGCGCAAUAGAAAUGUCAUGGAUGGAAAUUGAGUCUGAGAAGCUCCUCGAGCCACCUCUGGUCCUGAAGGAUUUCAUCAAAGCCAUUCAGAACUCUCGACCGACAGUGAGUAGAGACGACCUUGAGAAGAAUGCUGAAUGGACAGAGCAGUUUGGUAGCGAGGGGUCAUAA
Molecule: messenger RNA, 1302 nt
Organism: Talaromyces proteolyticus
Lineage: Eukaryota; Fungi; Ascomycota; Eurotiomycetes; Eurotiales; Trichocomaceae
Product: putative vacuolar sorting ATPase Vps4
Exons: 4
Coding region: 1-1302 (433 amino acids)
Biological process (GO): endosomal transport; vacuole organization
Molecular function (GO): ATP binding; ATP hydrolysis activity
Source: RefSeq, a predicted model, not a curated record